AUGCUGUUUAAAAUUAAAUUGUUGGUUGUUUUUAUGUUACUGUGUUGCUUUGUGAAAGUAUGUUUUUCUUAUGAUGAGGAAAACAAAUACAAGAAACUGUCACGGAGGAAACGAUACGUCUCCUUUCCUGAAGGGUCAAGUUUUUCGUGCGCAGGAUGUAUGACAGUAGGUGUGAUUGGUCAGCCAGCACCGUCUUCUGCGCCGGGUACCUUCACCUUCGGCAUGAAUUGGGGUAUAGCGUAUGAGCUUCCAAACUCAACAGAAACAGCUCAAUUUUAUCACAAAAAGCACAGAAAACCGAUUGCACAAAGACGAAGCAGAAGAGAACUGUAUGAGAAGAUAGAACUGAUCCUUGAUAAUAUGGGAUACAGCGGAAGACAAUGUAUACUGAAGACACUUUGUGAAACAACUCAGCGCAUUGUCCCACAUAGCGAGAAUAUGGUGGAGGAGAUAUUCCGAACACUUUUUACAAUGCCGAUGACAAAAGUAUUGAAAACAGAGCCUUUAGAACACACAAUAUACGACUCGGCGCAUCGACUUGGAGUACUCUUGGAAAACUGCGAUAUUUAUAAGUGUCCUUUAUCACUCGUAGACUGGGCUCAAGGAUACUAUAAUGCUCCAGCACCAAAAAUUGACACAGCAAGGAGUCCUUGGGCCUUAUUCAGCAGUAACUUCGGUUAA
Molecule: messenger RNA, 681 nt
Organism: Parnassius mnemosyne (clouded apollo)
Lineage: Eukaryota; Metazoa; Arthropoda; Insecta; Lepidoptera; Papilionidae
Source: the annotation of a GenBank genome assembly